Molecule: messenger RNA, 1218 nt
Organism: Entrophospora sp. SA101
Lineage: Eukaryota; Fungi; Glomeromycota; Glomeromycetes; Entrophosporales; Entrophosporaceae
Source: the annotation of a GenBank genome assembly
AUGAAUUCUGAAAUAUUCCUAUAUAUUAAUGAAGCACAACUUGAUGAUGAUGAGACUCACCUUCUUUCCAACCCUCCUUGUGAACUCUAUACACAAAUCACGGAAUUUAUUUCGCCUAAUCCUAAUAAUAUCAAUCAUUUAGGUACCCCAAAACCUCAAAACCCUUAUAUAUUAUACCGUAAAAACAAUGUUGUAAAACAUAAAUCACUUGGGAGUAAAAAGGAUUGGGAAACUCUUUCAAAGGAAACUGGUGGUUCCUGGAAAAAUGAAUCGAACAAAGUAAGAAGUUACUUUAAAGUGUUGGCAAAACUAGCUUUUGAAAAACAUAAAUCAAUCUAUUACAGUAAAUGCAACAAUCCAUUACCAAAUGACUAUAUUUUCAUUACACAACAACCAGUACAACAACCACAAAAAAAAAUUUCUUAUAAUAACGAUUGUGCAGUCUCAGUUUCAUCACAUUCUCCAUACACUCCUUUUCCUUACGCAAAUAAUAGUCCAAGCUCAACAUCUUCUACGUUUUUUAAUUCACAAUCUACUUCGUCUCAUUUUAUGGAUCAACAUCUACAAAAUCAAGACAAUAAGAAUAACGAUGAUGUGGCCUUAAAAUUACCUUAUCCGCACCAUUCUUCUUUUUCUUGUACAAAUAAUAAUCCAAGCUCACCAUCUUCUACGUUUUUUAAUUCACAUUCUACUUCGUCUCAUUUUAUGGGUCAACAUCUACAAAAUCAAGACAAUAAGAAUAACGAUAGUGUGGCCUUAAAAUUACCUUAUCCGCACCAUUCUUCUUUUUCUUACACAAACAAUAAUCCAAGCUCGCUAUCUUCUACGUUUUUUAAUUCACAUUCCACUUCGUCUCAUUUUAUGGUCCAACAUCUACAAAACCAAGAUAAUAAGAAUAACGAUUGUGUGGCCUUAAAAUCACCUUAUCCGCACCAUUCUUGUACAAAUGAUAAUCCAAGCUCACUAUCUUCUACGUUUUCCCCCAAAUGUUCUGCUUUCUCUGAUUUUAAUCCUCUCCCUGUCAAUAAUAACAACAUUAUAAAUAAGACUGAUGAUGUCCAACCCACCCGAUUUAACGCUAGUGCAAAUUUAAAUAGUGAAAAUAUUCUAGAAAGGUUUCAACAAUUUCUGCAAGAUGAACAAACUGACAAACCAUCAAGUGGCGUGGAUUAUUGGCAUUUAUUGGACGUUUUUUGUCGCAGGAUGGAUAAUAAAUAA